UAGGAUGCCUGCCAAUGUGAUGUUACAAUCUGGUGCCACAGAACUGAAAACGGUGUCACCCAGCAUCAGAAGCACUGCCAGUUCAUUCCGGGAAACCUACAAUCAACAACAGUCCCUCAGCAGCAAUACAUCUCCCUCGGAGAAGCUUCCCCUUUACGGUUAUGUGUUCUUCGUACUUUUCUUGAUUUGCAUGUGGACUGCUGUUCUUUUCCCCACUGUGGUUCACUUUUUUCCUCAUAUUGUCAGUCACGGGUCCCAUAUGAACCAUGAUAUGGGUGGUCGCCAUGGUAACAGCUCACACCAUAAUAUGAACAGUCUUCAUCACAAACAUUCCUUGGUCAGCGACACUCACAAAACACAUCAGUCUAGUGGUAUGGAGGUGGGUGAUAUUAACAAAGACAAUCAGCUUAACCAUACACGUCGUAUCAAUAAUGAUAAUUCUCAGAUGAGUGAGCAAAUGGAUCACUCUCAAACAAAUAACGGUAUGGAAAUGAACAAAAUAAAUAUGAAUCAUACAAACAGUAGUGAGAUGAACGAGAGUGAACAAUAUCAGAUAAAGGAUUCGUCCCCAAUGUUGCUGGUCAACGUUUCUAAGAAUAAUACAGACAAGUCGAAAAUUAACAAUCAUUCUACACAUGAAUCAGUUAUGAGUACCUCAAUAUCUGAUACAGUUACACAGACUGAACUACCUACUGCUAUCAUGGUUACCAUGGUUACCAUGGUUACCAUGGUUACAGAAGCUCUCUGGACGAACACGUCUCAUUGCGUGGAUUACACAGGUGAUGUGUGCAAGAGUGUAUUUUCUCAAAUAGCACCCACUACAACCAGUGUGGAGAAACACGAUACAUUUAUAAGCAGUGUAUCAGGGCAUCUUAAAGCAAUGUACCAGAGUGAUGGCGGUAUGGAGAAGUGCUACAAUGCUACACUGAGAUACCUGUGCAGGAGUCAGUUCACACAGUGUCACAAGCUUGGGGGAGGUGAAGAAGCAGCGAAACUGAGAGAUACGCUAGUUGAGAGAUGUCCGACCAGCUACACACAUGAUAUGGACAGUAUGUUACUGAGACGAGAGGGUGUUGGGGGGAACACGGACAACUCCUCUAAAGGAGUGUGCUCUGGACCUACAAGAGAAGUUAACGGUACCUGUCUUCUUCUCUGCAGCUGGGACGCCUUCCCUCCUGUCUCCCAAACAGCGAACAGUAUAGUGAUGGGAGUAGCUCUAGCAGUCAGCACACUCUCCUGUGGUAUUAUCCUUAUCAGCUACAUGCAGAUAACUGUUAUGAAGAAGUUUCCGCACGUGAUCCCGAUCUACAUCAGCAUGUGCAGUAUGACCAGUGUGUGGAUUGUUGGAAUUCCUGUUAUUGUGGGGACACAUAUCUACUGCUCCCAGAUGUAUAUCAUACGACAGGACGAAUACAGUGGCUCACUUUUCUGUACAAUUCAGGGGUUUAUGUUCCAGUAUUGUAUAAUAGCGCAAUCUAAGUGGUUCUGCUGUUUGGUAUACAACAUUUACCAAGCCACCGUCUCUACUCAGAAGUUUAGUAGUAACGAUCAGAUGAUGAGGAGACUUCAUAUUAUCCAGUCAAGCAUAUGCUGGAUACUACCUCUAGUUCUCUGCUGUAUUGGACUAUCUCACGAGGGGUACGGGAAUCACCACGGAAACAAACAAGUUUGUGUCCUUAAGAACAAGAACAUGCACUACUACACACUCGUGUUACCUGUACAGAUCAGUACGUUACUCUCAGCUACUCUUCUCAGUUUCUCGGUGUUCUUCAUGAAAAGGUCGGAGAUAAAAUCACACAGUGCAGUGUCCAGAAAACGUUCCAUGGCACUCGGCCAGAAACAUCCAAUCCAUAUAGUGAACAAAAUAGAGAAGAAGCUGAUGGGGUUGUCCGCCUCCUUCGUUAUCUUGAACGCAUUCCUCUUGACAAGACUCACAUUCUGCAUCCAUCAGAGAGUGGACCUAGACAACGCCUUGAAAGAGUACACAGCGUGUCUUGGUGACAUAACUAAAACUACGUGCCCAACCACAACCUACAUCCACUUUCUUCACCCAGAAGUCUCUAUUAUAUGCAAUAUGGUGCUAGGUCUGUACCCAGCAGUAGUACUGAUCUUUCUACCGUCCAACAAGCUGCUUCUCGUCCUGUGGAGGAAAAGAGUGUUUGAACUGCUAGGAUUGCUUGGUCUCAGUAAUCAGUCUGUCUCUGACUUCUCAAACCUACGCUUCUCCGAGUCUGUCAGCAGGGUACGCCAAGGAAUUUCAAGGAAGAUAAAAGCAUGGUCAUUUCUCAACACCAUCCUAUCGAAUAAAUUCCUGACCUGUGACUACUGGAGUGGACGUCAACAAUAUGAUUUAAUGUUAAUUUUGGGUUCUUAAAGCGUACAAUAACAUAUUAGGGUAUUAUCUUUAGAAGAACAAAUUUGUGGUUAUUUUGACCACUACAUUCACUGUAUUGUACCAAAUUAAUUUUUUUGUGAGCAAAUUUGGGUAGUCUUGAAAAUUGGAAAUUUACAUUAAAAUACAUUAUUAAAAUGUAUUAACGAUGACUGGUGUGAUAUUUAAGUAACAGAAUGUUUAUAGUUGCCAUAUUAUUACGGGAAUUUUGAUCAUGGGUUCUGCCUAAUAAUUAUCAUCAAAGUAUUUAUUGAUUCUAUCCGAAAAGUUUUUGAUGUUCAUUAAUAUUUAUCUAGUAUAAUGAACCUCGAAAAUUUGCAGUCAUUCUGUGCUUGAAUGAUUUUAUGUUUAAGAUAUGUCUCUUUAAGUUUAGCAGAUAAUUUAUAUAAGAAGUGUAACUGAAUUAGAGAAGAGGCUUAAGUUUGAUUAACAAACAAAUAUUUUUGUGUUUAACGAAGGGACAAUUCGACACGGUUGAUGACAUUCCAUGGAGGUAUCCAAUCAGAACACCACAGAAGAACACCUGAUAGCAGAUCAGCCUAUAAUCACAGUCUCAGACGGUGGUCUAUGGAUCGUAAAAAUGGAUAAUGAGCGGCAGAGUUUAACGAUAAUGAGCAGCAGACUCAGGACUCUGUGAGAUUCGGAGACGAUAUACGGGAAUGACAAUAGGAGAAAGAGUCAGUUUUAGGUCAGCACAGUCGAUAGGGUUGUUCAGAUACUUGGACCGGCCACGUUAUGUUUUGAUAAGCUUGCUAGUCGCAAUAAUCCAACCAGACUUCCUCCACCAUUCGUGACGGCCAACCUGUUAAAGGUCGAGACACUGUGAUACUCCAUUCCACCUACACCAUUGCUUAGAGACUUUGAAAGGUGAUUGCACCAUCAUAGAUUUAGAGACAAAGAUAUUUCCAUUAAAUAGGUUAUGAGAAGAUGUUUUCCCGUGUCAAUUAAUCAGUGUAGUACAAAAAUCUUACUUCCAUUGUUAUAUGAUAAUUUUUUAGUAAUAAGGUUUUUGUACAUUAAAUGUACUACUAUUAGUCGAUCAAUAUUCUUGCUCU
Molecule: messenger RNA, 3447 nt
Organism: Bolinopsis microptera
Lineage: Eukaryota; Metazoa; Ctenophora; Tentaculata; Lobata; Bolinopsidae
Exons: 18
Coding region: 5-2374 (789 amino acids)
Biological process (GO): cell surface receptor signaling pathway; adenylate cyclase-activating G protein-coupled receptor signaling pathway
Cellular component (GO): plasma membrane
Molecular function (GO): G protein-coupled receptor activity
Source: RefSeq, a predicted model, not a curated record